CGGCCAUAUUUCCAUUUAUGAGCGCAUAUCCCCAGUUAUAAGGGACUGCGCCCGUUAAACAUCCCUGCUCCUCAGCUGGAGAACUUGCUUCAAACGCAUCCCCUGGAAGAUCACCCCAACCACCCGCUACCAUGUCGAUCUCGGCCCUAGACUCGCGCAUCUUUCGAAACCUCUUCGGCACCGAAGAGAUUCGCGACAUUUUCACCGAUGAGGCUUAUGUGAAAUUCCUCGUCGAGACUGAGGCCGCUUUGGCUCGCGCAGAGUCCAAAGUAGGUGCCAUUCCGGCGGACGUCGGAGAUGCCAUCACGGAGGUGCUGGGAAAGGUCAAACUGGACUUUGAUCGACUUGCGCGAGAAACGGAGAUCGUCGGAUACCCCGUUCUGCCGUUGGUGAUGCAACUGGUGGAGAACACUCCCGAGGAGAUCGCAAAGUACAUCCACUGGGGUGCGACGACUCAAGAUAUCAUGGAUGAUGCGAGUAUUCUUCAGAUCAAGAGGGGCGUGCAACUGGUGAAGCGGGACCUUGACACAUUGAUUGGCAUUUUGCGGACAAUGUCUGAAAAGUAUCGGGAUACUCCAAUGGCCGGUCGUACGCACCUGCAACAUGCCCUCCCCUGUACCUUUGGCUACAAAUGCGCCGUAUACCUUUCCAGCAUCAUCAGACAUCGAGAGCGACUAUCCGAAAUCGAGCAGAGAUGCUUCCUGGUGCAAUUCGGCGGCGCAGCAGGAACUCUUGCUUCGCUGGGUAGCGACGACACGGGCAUUCGCGUGCGAGCACAGCUGGCCAAAGAACUGGACCUGCAAGACCCCAUGAUAACAUGGCAUGUGGCGCGCGACAAUAUCGCGGAGAUUCUCAGCUUCCUUGCUCUCAUCGGUGGGACUUUGGGAAAGAUUGCUCUGGAUAUCAUCGUCAUGUCGUCGAAUGAGCUGGACGAGGUGUCGGAGCCUUUCGUGCCUCAUCGCGGCGCAUCCUCGACAAUGCCACAGAAGCGGAAUCCGAUUUCGAGUGAGGUAAUCUUGGCCGCGUCUAAGCUCCUGCGGGCCAAUGCGUCCUUGGGACUGGAUUCGAUGGUUGUCGACUUUGAACGUGCGUCGGGGCCGUGGCAUCUGGAGUGGGUUGCUAUUCCAGAGUCUUUCACGUACGUGGUGGGAGCCUUGCAUCAGACGAACUUUGCUUUGCAAGGUCUAUGCGUGAAGGAGGGGUCAAUGAAGAGGAAUCUUCAUUCGACUGGGGGUUUGAUCGUGGGUGAAGCUGUCAUGAUGGGCCUGGCGCCGUUUGUUGGUAGGCAGCGAGCACAUGACGUGGUGUAUGAAGCCUGCAAGUCGGCCAUUGAACAUGACAAAAUCCUGUUAGAUGUCCUUAAGGUCAAUUCAGAGGUUACGGUGCAUUUGGAUGAGCAGAGAUUGGCGCAGCUGUGUGAUCCUUUGAACUAUUUGGGGUCGGGUCAAUUGAUGGUGGAUGAUGUUUUGAAUAAGGCCACUGCUCUCAAGGCAUCUUUGAAUGGGAAUGUGAAUGGGCACUAGGUUAC
Messenger RNA from Aspergillus steynii IBT 23096, 1528 nucleotides. Its product is annotated as class-II fumarase/aspartase family protein. The transcript has 3 exons. NCBI's taxonomy places the organism in Eukaryota, Fungi, Ascomycota, Eurotiomycetes, Eurotiales, Aspergillaceae. The record is from RefSeq and is a predicted model, not a curated record. The coding region runs from base 132 to 1523 and encodes 463 amino acids. Gene Ontology annotation, molecular function: catalytic activity.